This is a messenger RNA of Xenopus laevis (African clawed frog), 1943 nucleotides long. It is a transcript of the gene mff.L, whose product is annotated as mitochondrial fission factor L homeolog. Gene Ontology annotation, cellular component: mitochondrial outer membrane; peroxisome; cytoplasm. The transcript has 8 exons. Bases 166 to 1080 code for a protein of 304 amino acids. Gene Ontology annotation, biological process: positive regulation of protein targeting to membrane; positive regulation of mitochondrial fission; mitochondrial fission. NCBI's taxonomy places the organism in Eukaryota, Metazoa, Chordata, Amphibia, Anura, Pipidae. The record is from RefSeq and is a predicted model, not a curated record.
UCACUUGACGUCAGCGACUCGGCCUUUUCGCUAUUCCGGACUUCCGCUUUCAAUGUUAGCUGCGGAGAGCUAGAGAGCCGCUUCCGGCAUAUGGCAGCCGGGUAGGCUCAGACUUAGAAGAUUGCACACGGCUGAAAGGACGAUCUGGUUGAAGAGCGUACAUUGAUGAACAUUAAAGGCUUCUCACCCCCAAGCACAGAGAUGGCUGAGAUAAACCGCAUGCAGUAUGAGAGAGAGUACACAGAAGGGAUCAGCCAGAGCAUGAGGGUCCCAGAGAAGCUUAAAGUGGCUCCAAGUAACUCAGGAGUCGACCCAAAAACUCAGCCAGACAUGCCCAUUCCUGGAGUAUUUAUGGAGGUGCCUGAGAGGAUUGUGAUAGCAGGUCACAGUGAGGAGUCUCUCUUCUCAAGGCCUUCUAAUUUGGAUUUCAUCCCUGGAGCUAACAUCGCGGCCCUUGCACUGAAAACCCCACCGAGGGUCCUCACUCUGAGUGAAAGGCCGCUAGACUUUCUGGAUUUGGAAGGACCCGCACCAGCCACUCCACACAGCAAAGAGGUACGCAGCAGCGGGAAUCUGAAGAGAGACGGAUUAGCCUCUGAGAAUUCAUUGAGGCAGAAUGGACAGCUCGUCAGACAUGACUCCAUCCCGACUCCGUCUGCCCCUGCAGGCCGCCUGUGCCCCGCUCCCUCGCCCCCUGCAGUUGGAGCAGAUCUUUUCUCUCCCCGUGGCAUUCUGUCGCUCAUCCAGACCUCCACCCGCAGGGCUUAUCAGCAGGUCCUUGAUGUGCUGGAUGAAAACCGCAGGCCUAUCUUGCGUGGUGGAUCAUCGACCUCUGUUCCUGUCACCCAUCAUGAUAACCCCAGGUCUGCAAUGUCCACAUUAGACACAACUUUGGACUCCACCCCAGAUGACUUAGCUUUAGCAGACGCAGCAUCAUUAAGGAGGCAGAUAAUCAAACUGAACAGACGUCUUCUGCUUCUAGAAGAAGAAAACAAAGAACGAGUCAAGCAUGAAAUGACCAUGUAUUCCAUCAUCAUCAUCUUCGGACUCCUGAACAGCUGGCUGUGGUUCCGGCGUUAAAGCAACCCCGGACUUCAAUUAGGAGGGGAUUUAAAAGCUCCUGAAGACCUUGCAGUGCCACUUUGUAUGGUGGAUGUUGGGAACUUCUCGAUUUACAGCACAAACCACUGCCCACGUAUAAUAAAAAAGACUGUAUGCAAUGGGCACAUCUUGAGACGCCAUUCCUCUCUUCCCCCUUUCUCAGCAUAAUGGGCCCACCUAGCAUGUGUUGAUUUUGUCAGCAGGUUUAGUGCAGUGUAAUACAUACAUGGGCUUAUUUACAAACCUAACAGCUAAAUUGCACAAGUGCAGUUACCCUUCACAACCAAUCAGCAGUUUGUUUUGAUCAGAAAAUGAUUGGAUGUUAUUGGCAACUGUAUUUCUGUGAUUUAGCACCUAUCUUGGUAAAUCAGCCUUACUAGUAGAGCAAGAACAGUCUAAGCAGGGCUUUGUUUCCAGGCACCAUAAUAAACAGAAUAGAUGCUCUGUGCAUUUAAAACCAUGGCCCUAUGCAUGAUAAAUCAUACUUUAAUUGGUUCUGUUUUCUCUGUAACACAAUUGGCCAGAAGUUAUGGGAAUCGCAUGCCUUGCUCUCUUCUACAACACUAGUUUCCACUCACUUGGGCAGAUUCAAAUACAUUAAACCUGCAUCCCGUUGAUUUCUAUGCUGCAAGCUAAGUAUAGUGCAGGCCUCCCUGUGUAAAUAUCAUUUGUGUGAAGAAAUCAUCCCCUUCCUUGUAAAUCCCCCCUGCAUGUGCUGUAAUGUAAAUAAUUUGUUCUUAGAAAUGAGCGAGUUCCAUAUUCGGCUUAAAAUGUAGCUGGCGACCAGAGUGUAGGUGUGCAGAAUAAUGUCUGGGUUAUUAAAACUCUCUAUUUAAAAAUCA